AUGACAAAUCACACUAGUUUACAUAUCAUCACACCGAAUACAACAACACAGGCAGUUGGAAAAAUGAGAUCGUCGCUCACACUCGUCUUCUUAGUAGCCAUUGGUUACGCCACCGCCUACCAAAUACCACAUGAAAGUCCGAAUGAUUACGGUGGUGAUUGCUACGGUAGUGAUUGUGGUGGCGGUUAUGGAGAUGGUGGGUAUGGUGGUGGCGGAUAUGGUGGUGGUGGUGGUGGUGGUGGUGGCUAUGAGGGUGGUGGAAAUGGCGGUGGUGGUGGUGGUGGCUAUGAGGGUGGCGGAUAUGGUGGUGGUGGUGGUGGCGGUGGUGGUGGCUAUGAGGGUGGCGGCGGCUAUGGUGGUGGUUGCAAUGGUGACGAUUGUGGUGGUUACGGUGGUGGUGGUGGUGGUGGUGGCGGUGGCGGCUAUGGUGGUGGUUGCAAUGGUGGAGGCUGUGGAUAUGGCUUCGAUGAAGCUUUCCCUGCUCCCUAUGGUGGUGAUCAAGGCUACGGUGGCAACGGCCAUGGAAAGGGUGGUAGUAAAGAAAAUGGCCAUGGAAAGGGUCAUGGCGGUGGCAAGGGUGGUAGCAAAGGUGGCAAAGGUGGCAAACCCAAUACUUACAAACCCAAUGCUUACAAACCCAAUGCUUACAAACCCAAUACUUACAAACCCAAUGCUUACAAACCAAACACUUAUGCAAGCACUUACUGAGGUACCAGUUGAAUUGUGGAUGAUUCUAACUUGUUUGUGUCACACUGUCCACUAUCCAUUUUUUCCACACACCUCUCAAUUCAACUCACUGUAAUAUAGUCGUGUUUGAAUUCGAGAUGAAUAAAACCUAUUCAUUCUAAAUAGUGUUUUCCAUGUACGCUUUGUAUUGUGUAAUGAACGGACGUUAGUUUUUGUGAUAUUUCGAACUGUUGAGAGGUACGUGUUGUUAGUAGACAAGUGCGCGCCAUGCCUCGCUGUUGUGACCUCAUAAUUAUAGGAAGGUGUACAUAUCAAUUCACUGAACAAUGCAGUUUGCAUUAGUUUGUAUUAUCCCGUUGUUGGUAUAUUUGACUGUAAUUUGACCAGUCUUGGUUGACACAUAGACAUCGUAUGAGGAUUGUCUCGAUCUAACCAUUAUGACACAAACUAAUGUAGGAUAGAUGGAAUGUGGCUAGUAGUGGAAUCUAGGACACGCGUUUUGUUCUAGUUCGGACUCGUCGGUUGGGUGGAGGCAAUCUGCAAAAGGUGAAAUGAAACUACAUUAAGUCCACGCUCAGCCUAAAUUCCACUGUUAGCCACACUCCAUCUAUCCCAUUUCACUCGAUUGUCUAGAUUGUUUAUCAGCAGAUGUGUUCAUGGCAAGUACCGUGAAUGUAGCUGAAUACCUAGUCGAACGCAUGUCACUUUAUAAGAGAUACGUGGAUGAUAUUAUAGUUAUCUGUGAAUGAAAGGACCACAUGACAUGUUUGUUGAAUAAACUUGACGUUUAUCAAAACUGCAUCAAUCUGUUAUGGGAAGAGGAGAAGAGUGACCAACUUUCUUUCUUAGAUAUACUUAUAAGUAGAAGAGAAGACAGUUCCGUCGAACGAUCCAUUUUUAGAAAGCCAGCUUGGACAGGCCAAUAUCAUAUUUAUUAUAGUUACUGCCCAGUGCAGUGCAAAAGGGUUAUGAUAGUGGGCCUAUUUAACAGGAUUAAUCUUAUUUGCACAGACGAUGAUACUGAUGACGACGUUAGGUUGUUGAACAAAACACAAAUGGAAAGUGGUUAUCCGUUAAAAUUCAUAAAUAGAUAGGAAGGUGAUGGUAUAGUGAGGCCCACUACAGCCUUGGCACAAAACAGCCUGUCUACACAACCUUACUGUUCAAAGGUGAUUCAAAUAGCCUUUUACUGAAACAAGUGGUAAAUCAGUUGCUAACAAAACGUACUACAUAGAAAAGGUCAUUAUCAGGGGAAAAACAAGGCCCAUGCUUCACCAAAACCUAAAAGACAUGAAGGCGAUUGCGUCAUAUCACACUGUUUCUAUCAAUUUAAGUGCGCGC
Molecule: messenger RNA, 2028 nt
Organism: Schistosoma mattheei
Lineage: Eukaryota; Metazoa; Platyhelminthes; Trematoda; Strigeidida; Schistosomatidae
Source: the annotation of a GenBank genome assembly